GGGCGGGACCCGGAAGUAGAACCUAAAGACUCUCCCGUCGCACCUCACGCGUUCCCAGAGUGCUGCGCGACAGCCGCUAUGGAGGCCGGCGUUACUGCUGUACUCCGCGUGAAGCGGAAGCGCAGCGCGGAGCCCGUGGAGGCUCUUGUCCUCGCUUGUAAACGCCUCCGGAGCGAUGCAGUGGAGUCCGCGGCACAAAAGACUUCUCCCGAGCGUCUGGAGAGAGCAGCAGAGAAGAAUGUCUUCCAGUUGGUGGCUACCGUGCGCUCCCAGGCGGAGCCUGUCCAGCCGCUCUUGCGGGCCGCUCUUCGCCCAUCCCGGGGCAGCCAACAACGUAUCCGCCGCGAUCUCCGCGCGUCGGCUCGGGAGGUCCAGCAGGAGGGGCGCUACAGGGUGGUCUCUAGCCGCCGAUCCUCGGGAAUCCCCUCGGAUGGUCUGGAGUCCGAGGACGUGCAGGGAAACCCAGAAGCCGAAGAUGACGCAGGCUUCCAGCUGUUGGAUCUGGUCCACGAAGAAGGAGACCCAGAGGCCGCUGCUGCCGCCAGCUCCUGCAAAGUAUCUAACCCAGAUGUGAUCCUCUGCAAUUCUGUAGAGUUGAUCCGUGAGCGGUUGACUAUAUCUGAGGAUGGACCAGGUGUCGGGUACCGGGAGGAACAGAAGGAUGACUAUGUAUAUGACAUUUACUACUUAGCAAUGGCUACUCCAGGAUGGAUUGAGAAUAUCCUCUCUGUGCAGCCCUACAGCCAGGAGUGCGAGCUGGUGAAUGAUGACCAACAAACAGAGGACAAUUAUGAAGAUGAAGAUGAUGAGAAUAGUGAGAAUAAUUGGCGCAAUGAGUAUCCAGAGGAGGAGAGCAGUGAAGGAGAUGAAGAUUCCAGAGGCUCUGAUGAAUACAACAGCCUCAGUGAAGAGGAAGGAGGCAAUAGCAGACCACAGAUGUGGAGCAAAUACCCUUUGGAUGUGCAGAAGGAGUUUGGCUAUGACAGCACUCAUGACUUGGAUUCAGACUGAGGAUCCUGUGAUAACCAUGAGGUUCUAUCACAGGCCCUUGAGGGCUCUGACUGCAGCAUCAGCUGCCCUGAUGAUGGGUUUCCUAGCAUAAUAUAUGGAAGGAAAAAGCAUGUCCAACAGCACCAUCCUACCAGUGAAAACUUGUGUUGAAGGAGUGUGUCCUUUCCACUAAUAGUAGGACCCCUUUGCCUCUAUCAAAAGUGACCCUACUGUCUGGGGGACCAAAAAAAAAAGCCAUAAAAAUGAAGCUUUCUGACGUAGGCAUGUUCCCGCUCUCCUCGAACACUGAAGCCAGUAAGUGGAGGAGAAGCCCAUUUUAUUAGAGCUAAGGUUCAGCUUUCCUGUACCACCAGGCCACUCACCUCCAGUAAAAGCCUGUUUCUUUUGACAGGGAAUGCAGAAGGGUUACAGUGGGUCCCUUAUAGCAGCACAGACUGGAUAAUAAUGGCCAUUAGGAAAUGGAGAGUGUGCCUGAGCUGUGAGGGGUUUUAAUUACCAGUUGUCUCUACCUCCCUGCUUCCUAUGAUGAUUGUAAAGAUUGCUGUCCGUCUUUAGCAGUGGUGCUGAGGAACAGGGUAUGUGUGAAUGUGAUACUCUGCAUUUAGUAAAAACACUUGAAAUAUG
Miniopterus natalensis is the source of this 1635-nucleotide messenger RNA. It is a transcript of the gene SLC7A6OS, whose product is annotated as solute carrier family 7 member 6 opposite strand. The record is from RefSeq and is a predicted model, not a curated record. Gene Ontology annotation, biological process: developmental process. NCBI's taxonomy places the organism in Eukaryota, Metazoa, Chordata, Mammalia, Chiroptera, Miniopteridae.